AUGUCUGAACAGAAGCCUAUCGAACAGACCCCCGUCGCUGAGGCCGAGAACUCCCAGGAGGUCGUGGAAUCGGCCGACAAGCCCUCUGAGACCCCGGCCGCUACUGCCGAUCCCAAUGGCACCGAGGCCGGAACCAAUACUGAAGAACCCGCCAAAGACGAGCUGGUGAACACCGAAGAGACCGCGAAAGCUGAGCCUGCUGCCACUGCCUCCCCCGAACAGGAAACCAAGUCCGAGGAGCAAAAGCCCCAGAAGCCGGCGUACCUGACGAGUAUUCCUUCCUUGAGUGAAUUCUUCGACCACCUUCCUGCCAUUCUCUCCAAGACCGGCCACGAUGAGAUGUGGGGCGUUUUGCUGAAAGAUAGCGAAGAUAUUCCUACUGUCAACGUACUGAUCAAGUUCCUGCGUGCCAACGAGGGUAACCUGCAAGCCGCCGAAGACCAGCUCAGCAAGGCACUCGAGUGGCGCAAGGAAACGAAUCCUUUGGCGCUGGUCGAGUCUGGCCAGUAUCCCGCCAGCAAAUAUGAAGGCCUGGGAUACUUGACCAUCUAUGCACAGGAUGGUCACCCUCUCGUGUUUACGUGGAAUAUUUAUGGAGCCGUCAAGGAUAUGAGCGCGACCUUCGGUGACUCAGACGAGUUAGUAACAGUAUCGAUUCCAAACAACGAGCAUCUCUCUAACAUGACCAGAUUUGUCAAAUGGCGCGCGGCUCUCAUGGAGUUGGCUGUUCAAGAACUCAAGAUGAAGGACGCCACCACUGUGAUCGACUAUGAUGGCGAGAAUGACCCGUACCAGAUGAUCCAGGUCCACGACUACCUCAACGUCAAAUUCUUCCGCAUGGAUCCUGCUGUGCGUGCCGCCACGAAAAAGACCAUCGACGUCUUUUCCACCGCUUAUCCCGAGCUGCUCCGCGAGAAAUUCUUCGUCAAUGUCCCCGCCAUCAUGGGCUGGAUGUUCUCGGCCAUGAAGCUUAUCCUGAGCAAGAAUACCACUCGCAAAUUCCACCCCAUCACCAACGGCGUCAAUCUGGCUCGUGAGUUCCCUGUUGCCAUUGCGGAAAAGAUUCCCAAGGCCUACGGCGGAAAGGGUCUGGAGUUGAAGGACGAGGCCCGGUCGAUCAAGCUGGUGGAGGAUAAGGUUGAGAAGAAGGACGAGCAGAAGAAUGAGCAGAAGGAUGACACCAAGCCCGCCGAUGUGUCUGAUCAAAACGCUGCUGCCGGGGUCCCCGUCAAGACUGAGGAGCUUACUGAGGCUCCCAAGGAAGACGCUGCGGCUGCCGAACCUGCCAAGGAGACUGCCAAGGAUGACUCCAAGGAGGAGUCCAAGUAA
This is a messenger RNA of Penicillium argentinense, 1329 nucleotides long. It is a transcript of the gene sfh5, whose product is annotated as CRAL/TRIO domain protein. Lineage: Eukaryota; Fungi; Ascomycota; Eurotiomycetes; Eurotiales; Aspergillaceae. The transcript has a single exon. Gene Ontology annotation, biological process: Golgi to plasma membrane protein transport; regulation of exocytosis. Gene Ontology annotation, cellular component: plasma membrane; cytosol; cortical endoplasmic reticulum. The record is from RefSeq and is a predicted model, not a curated record. The coding region runs from base 1 to 1329 and encodes 442 amino acids. Gene Ontology annotation, molecular function: phosphatidylinositol transfer activity.